AUGGCUCCAGCGACGGCGCUCGAAAACAUUCCUACAGAGACUGUGCAACAAAUCGCAUCCUUCCUCAAUCACAAGGACAUCGGAAGUCUCUCACUCACAUGCCGUCCACUUCGAUCAAAUUUGUAUCGUUUGUUAUGGUCCCGUAUCUCGAUCCACGGUAGUGAGCAUGAGCUAGUGUGUCAUCUGAAGACGUUCGACCCGAAAUCAACACACGGUCGUGCAACUCUUGCACUUGUCAAGAAGGCGACCAUCAUCAAGAACAUGGUGUGGCCUUGUUACCAUAUCGAUCAAUGGGACACGAUGAAACAUCCUCUCUAUCCUGCGCACAGCACUCUGAUACCACGAGCGAUCAUGCAGACGCUGCAGGCCAUGACCUCCCUUGAGUCGUUACAUCUCAGUGUUCUGGAACUCUCAGUACAGCAGAAGCGCAUGUUCCUAGGUCUCCUGGAAAAGGAAGAUGCACCGGGCAUUAAACUCCAACAUUUGACCAUUCGGGCGACAAUCAAUGUCGCGAAGCCAUUCAUUCUAAAGUGCUCGCAUGAACUAAGAUCCCUGGAUACAAAUGUUUCCAGCAGUAUGUUCAAGUCCAAAAAACUAGAGAGGCUUCGGAUACACCUUUACUACAAUCAAAUUAGUAGCCCACUCUAUCAGUAUCCAUCCCUUACCAACGAAGAAGAAUAUGGGAUGCCAUCGCUACGCAACAUCAGCAACGACUUUCCAUCCCUCAAGACUCUCAUUCUUCAUGAAACCAGGGAAUACAAUAUGUUUUCAAACAAUGCCGACCCGAACAUAAUGGCGGCCAUUAUCGCCAACACAUUGAAGAAAAGAUAUCGGCGUCUAGAACGUCUUGCCUUUACUUCUAUCUGGAUGCAAGCUUAUGACAUUAAGUUCAAUGAAACAUUUUUUCACAACUUAGUGGGACGUAUUGCUCGGGAACACCGUGUAUUGAGAGAGGUGUGUGUUCUUGUCGAGCCACCUCAGUUCUACGAAUGGAAGAGAGACCAAGGCACUACAAUCCGAAGCUUCCACGAGAUGCCUAACCGCAAUGGAUUCCCAUUUGGAGUUGAGGAGUAG
Fusarium poae is the source of this 1074-nucleotide messenger RNA. RefSeq lists its product as uncharacterized. The coding region runs from base 1 to 1074 and encodes 357 amino acids. Lineage: Eukaryota; Fungi; Ascomycota; Sordariomycetes; Hypocreales; Nectriaceae. The record is from RefSeq and is a predicted model, not a curated record. The transcript is spliced from 3 exons. Gene Ontology annotation, molecular function: protein binding.